Microbotryum saponariae is the source of this 1649-nucleotide messenger RNA. The record is from the annotation of a GenBank genome assembly. Lineage: Eukaryota; Fungi; Basidiomycota; Microbotryomycetes; Microbotryales; Microbotryaceae.
AUGCAGCAAGGCGGUGAUUACCCCUCCACCAGGGAUCCCGGACGCGGUCACGACUCUUCGUCGCAUCGACCACCAGACCGCCGCCGAUCGCGCUCUCGCUCUCGCUCCCCCCAACGUCGUGGGUCCCCCCAAUACGAAGCCUAUCAACAACGACAGCAGCAGCAGCAGCAGCAGCACCAGCAGCAGCACCAACAACAACAGGACGGACCGCGCUACGACGAUCGACGCUACGGCGCGCCUCCGCAUCAAGCACGAAGAGCGGACGAGCGGAGGGCCACACCCGAGCGAGAACUGGGCUAUGGUCAGCCGCAGAGUAAUGGCUACGACCACAACGGCGGUAGGAACAGCAAUGCCCAAUGGGACAACGCCCACGAUCGUGCUCAGCGCUCGAGCGCACCGCAACAAGGCGGUGGCGAUUGGUUCGAGUCGUACGUUCCCCCCACUCCUCUGCCCGUCCGUUCAGCAGCACUGACUGACUGACUGCAUGUGCGACUCUUUCCCCCCCCCCCAAAAAAAGUCGUCGACACCAACGCGAUGAAUCCGAUCUGACCAUCUGGCCGGAAUCACCCAAGGCACCACAACGGCAAGUCCCCCCCCCAAUCAACGGCAAGCUCAAAACCGCUUCUUUGUUAACCCUCACGCUCUGGUGAUCCACACAGCUCCCCCUCUCCCUCGAACGGCAACCGCAAAUCCAACAAACGCGCUUCCUCCUCCAAGCGCCACAAAUCCUCUCGACAGCGCUCCCCUUCCUUCUCCUCCUCCACCUCCUCCUCCUCCGACUCGGACGACGACCGUCAUCGACGACGCUCCUCCUCGUCGAGCAAGCAUAAAUCCUCUUCUUCCCAACAUAAACAUCACUCUUCUUCUACUCGUCGUCAUUCCUCGUCGUCCCAUCGAUCUUCCCACGCUCAUUCGAGAAGUAAAAGGGAAGGCUCCCGCCUAUCCGAAAUCGACGAACGGCGCGAACACCUCGACGACCGACCUCGACCUUCAACAAGUCGGUCCGAAGCGGUGGCAAAGGGUACACACCACCCCGAGGCAAAAGACGAUGACGACGACGAGGAUGCUUGGGUCGAAAAACCGGCCGAGGUGGAUUUGGAUGAUGAUCCGGAGGAAGUGGGUCCUUUGCCUUUGAUGAUGCCUGGUCAGAAGGGGGCGAGGAACGCGUGAGUCGAUGGAUUCAACCAACUUUGGUUCGGAAGCCAUCUUUGACUUUGUACUAAGACGCAUCGUUCGUUCACUCCUCUCCCCCAAACAGUUAUGGUGGUGCACUCCGACCAGGUGAAGGAACGGCCAUGGCCCAAUUCGUUCAGGACGGUGCCCGUAUCCCCCGUCGAGGAGAAAUCGGGUUGGAAUCCGAACAGAUCGAAAAGUUCGAACAGGCCGGUUAUGUGAUGAGUGGUAGUCGACAUAGGAGGAUGAAUGCGGUCAGGGUCAGGAAGGAGAAUCAGGUCAUUUCCGCCGAGGAGAAGAGAGGGAUCUUGCAGCUGCAGGCGCAGGAGAAGGCCAAGAGGGAAAAUCAGGUGAGUCUGAUGUAGGGUGGUUCUAUUUCUCGACGAUGGUCCGAGCUGACGUUUGGUGCUGUGUGCCAGAUCGUGUCGAGCUUCCGAGAGUUGGUCGAUACCAAGCUCGCUGGGCAGAGAGGAUAA